Molecule: messenger RNA, 1896 nt
Organism: Manihot esculenta (cassava)
Lineage: Eukaryota; Viridiplantae; Streptophyta; Magnoliopsida; Malpighiales; Euphorbiaceae
Product: glucose-1-phosphate adenylyltransferase large subunit 3, chloroplastic/amyloplastic
Exons: 15
Coding region: 222-1793 (523 amino acids)
Biological process (GO): glycogen biosynthetic process
Molecular function (GO): glucose-1-phosphate adenylyltransferase activity
Source: RefSeq, a predicted model, not a curated record
UCCUUGAGCAAAAAGAAGAGUGAUUUUUUGGAAAGACAUUAUUUCUUCACAAAUACACAAAAAGAAAAUUGGUGGAUGCAAUUGACUUUGGAUAACGUGGCACCAAUCUGCUGAAUUCCAUGUAAGCAACUCUCCCCGUCUCUGCAAAAAUUUGAACCUCUCUCCCUCACGACAAGAUAUUACUUCUUUCACAUUCCAAUUUUCUCCAUUUUCCAAGAAAAAUGGCAGUAUCGGCAGAUUGCCGGUUCUCCCUCGCCCCUGCCGGCCAGCUGCAUGGGGCGGUGCGAUUACUAGGGAGAAACUCCAGACUUUUGCAGUGUGCUAAUGGAGAGUUCAUGGGAAAUAAGCUCAAGUUAAAAAACCAACUUCACCAUCAAAGAGCUUGUAGCAAGAUUAUUAAGCAACAUGUUUCCAUGUCCUUUACAACUAGUUUAGCUGGCGAGAACAAGUUGAGGGACCUAGAGAUGGAAAAGAGGGACCCAAGGACAGUUGUGGCAAUUAUACUGGGAGGAGGAGCUGGUACUCGCCUUUUCCCUCUUACCAAGCGCCGAGCCAAACCUGCUGUGCCAAUUGGAGGUGCAUACAGGCUUAUAGAUGUGCCAAUGAGCAACUGUAUCAACAGUGGAAUCAACAAAAUCUACAUUCUCACUCAAUUUAACUCAGCAUCACUCAACAGGCAUCUUGCUCGUGCUUAUAACUUCGGCAGUAGUAUGAAUUUUGGAGAUGGCUACGUUGAGGUUCUGGCAGCUACUCAAACUCCUGGUGAGGAAGGCAAAAGGUGGUUCCAGGGCACUGCUGAUGCUGUCAGACAGUUCCAUUGGCUAUUUGAGGAUAAAAGAAGUAAAGAGAUUGAAGAUGUGUUGAUUUUAUCUGGAGAUCACCUGUAUCGAAUGGACUAUUUGGACUUUGUACAGAAUCAUCGGCAGAGCGGUGCAGAUAUCUCCAUUUCCUGUUUGCCAAUGGAUGACAGCCGAGCCUCAGACUUUGGUCUCAUGAAGAUAGAUAGCAAGGGAAGAGUCCUGUUUUUCAAUGAAAAGCCUAAAGGGAAUGACCUAAAGGCGAUGGCAGUUGACACAACAGUACUGGGGCUUUCAAAGGAUGAGGCAGUAAAGAAACCUUACAUUGCUUCGAUGGGAGUGUAUGUCUUCAAGAAGGAGAUCCUUCUGAAUAUUUUAAGAUGGCGUUUUCCAACUGCAAAUGAUUUUGGAUCAGAGAUAAUCCCAGCUUCAGCAAAAGAAUUUUAUACUAAGGCUUAUCUCUUCAAUGAUUAUUGGGAAGACAUAGGAACUAUCAGAUCCUUCUUUGAGGCAAAUCUUGCCCUUACUGAGCAUCCGCCAAAAUUUAGUUUCUACGACGCAGCAAAGCCAAUGUACACAUCAAGAAGAAAUCUGCCGCCAACGAAGAUUGAUAAUUGCAAGAUAGUUGACUCAAUCAUAUCUCAUGGAAGUUUCUUAACCAAUUCUUUCAUAGAACAUAGCGUUGUCGGUAUCAGAUCUCGAAUAAACUCUAAUGUCCACUUGAAGGACACAGUAAUGCUUGGUGCUGACUUCUAUGAAACUGAUGCUGAAGUAGCUGCGCUGCUAUCUGAAGGGAGAGUGCCCAUCGGAAUAGGAGAAAAUUCAAGAAUAAGAGAAUGCAUCAUUGACAAGAAUGCCAGAAUCGGGAAGAACGUUGUGAUUGCUAACUCAGAGGGUGUACAAGAAGCUGACAGAACUUCACAAGGAUUUUACAUUCGAUCCGGUGUUACAGUCAUAUUAAAGAACUCCGUCAUUGAAGAUGGUUUUGUAAUAUAAUUUAUUUACUAUUCAACCUUUUUUGUUGGUCAGAUUGGAAAUCGAGAAAAUUAAGUAUGAGAUAUGAACCCCUAAAGAUACUGAUCACAGCAGUUUUAAUGCA